CGUGGCCGCUUCCCCUCAGAAGGGAGAGCAGACACCUCCCGCCUCUCUCCUGAGGGAAAGGAGAUGCAGGGCCCCGCGGCAGCAAGGCCAGGGCAGAGGCCUCGGGGCCGGCCGCCCUCCCAGAGCUGCCGGUGGGGAAAGAGGCUUGCCCGCGGUCCCGGCCCUGGGGAAGGUCAGCGGCAGGAGCGGGAACUCCCGACCCGGCAGAGGAGCCGCCUUCGCUCCCCCGACCCGUGUGUCACCAUGUGGGGCGGCCUCCCCGCCCCGCAAAGCAAACAGGCCGGGGAGCUUCCCCCGAUGACUAACAGUUUCUCCGCGACGGCGGGGGCGGCCGUCCCUCGGUUCCCCGACGACGACCCCAUCCCACCGCCCCUCCGGCGCGGGCGAGGCGGUUUCACAGCCCCUUUACCGGGACCGACCGCACCUCGGGGCGACCCUCACCCCCUCCCUCCCGCCCCUCAGGGGCCGCUGCUCUCCCUCCCCAGCCCUGCGGAAGAGGCUGUAUUCGGGCCGGGCCGGGAGGAGAGCGGGGAGCCGCCCUGCCCCAUCCAGUUUCGCCCAGGUGCAGGGGGAGGGGGCGGCGGUUUAACAUCGCGCCCGGCCGGCCCGGGAGGAGGAGGAGGAGCCGCUGCCACCGCCCCCUGCGCGUCCCAGGUGUAA
Molecule: messenger RNA, 660 nt
Organism: Aquila chrysaetos chrysaetos
Lineage: Eukaryota; Metazoa; Chordata; Aves; Accipitriformes; Accipitridae
Product: translation initiation factor IF-2-like
Exons: 2
Coding region: 64-660 (198 amino acids)
Source: RefSeq, a predicted model, not a curated record